UCUUUAAAGUUUUUACAACAGGUAAAGGGUCCCACCCAUAACCAAGCUAGCAUUCUCCUCAGGCAUGACACUUAGCUCUCUAAAAUUGGGUGAUUUUGUCUCUGAUCACAGAUGCUUUAUGUUUAAUACUAUUUUACAUCCAACUUGUUAUUUUGAUAGCAGGCAUUCGCCCUGUGUCCAGACCAGCUGCCAAACAGAAAAUGUUGAUUGUAACUCUUAAUUUAGUCAAAACUAAUUGGUGAUCAAUAGAUAAGUCUGCAGGAGUGAGCAGUGAGGAUGGAGGUUUUACUGACAAGCUGGGAAAAGAAGAAAAUAGAAACAUUUCAGCUGCUUAGAUGAAGUGGCAAUAUCACAGCAUACAGUAUGGACUCUCAUCUAAAUAUAUUAUAAUCUAUUGGAGCAGUAGGACUAUUUGAAUCUCUGAAGUAGAUGUGUGACAAGAAAGUUGGCUGUUACAGCUACAUAAGUAUAUGGAUCCCAGAUACAGCUGCUACAGAUUCUGCAGUCAUAUUUUCAAAUCAAUCAAAAUCACAAAGUAUCAUUAAAGAGUAGAGCAGAGAGGAAAAAACCAAGAAUACAUUUAUAUUAUCUUGAAGAAAGUGGGUAGAGGAACAGGUAAGAGGAAAUAUUAAAAUAGUGGAACAACAGGCCACGGUGAUCUACUACACUUUGUAACAAUCCUUGACCCCCAAUGCUCAAAAACAGGCUUGUAGAUAUGCAAUUUGAAGUCAGUCCAAAAAGGCAAACAAAUCCAACAGGACAAGUCACGUAGGCAGGCCAGAGGUGGUCUAAAAGCAGGUACAGACUACAGGCAGAAUUCGUAGAGCAGAAACCUUAGAAACUGUGUAUUGGAUCAGGAUCAGGCUGGAGUAAGACUGGGAGACUACAAAAGGGCAUCUGGUAGACAGAUGAGAAAUGGCAAGUAUUGUAAAAUAUAGAAAUGCAGAGGCUGGGGCAGUGAGGGGCACUGAGGUUGAAAGAGGAAGAAAGAGAGACAGUAUCACUUGGAUGCAUUCAUUAACCUGUUGUUUGCAUUCCAAAGUCGUUUUGAGGUCUUAUAAUUGCUCUCUGCCAGUAAAUGGAGAAGGACAACUGUUUUGCAGAGCAUUUUGCAACAGCCUGCCAUAAGUGAGGCUGUUAAAGCUAGAGUUAUGUAUGUGCAGCACACUCUCAGAUACAUUGGACUAAGAAAAAAAAUACAGGGUAAGGAAAAAAAAAUUAUAAGUCCUCCUCUGCUCUUCCAAAUGAGAAGGAGGACUCCUCCUUCAGCUAACAUACCCUCCCCCUUUUCUGACCCUCAUCUCCUCUAAUCAUUUUCAUACAGUCCCUUAGUCUGGAGAAGACUGAUGGAAAAGAUGCAUGUGAAGAAUGACAUUAUCUGGCUCACCUACACGGUGGCUGUUGCCAUCUCUGCAUCUUCGGCUUUCAACAUUGAUACGGCAACAUCCCACGUCUCCACUAUGGCACAAACAGAUUUCUCUAGAAAAAAAGUACUUGAAUUCAUACACGGCAAGAACGAUGGGAUACUCACUGCACCGCAGCAGAUAAAUGGAUCUGAAGAAACAUGCAAAUCUGAUCUAAAUCAAACCCACCAGUGCCUCAUUAUUCCAGAAAUUUCUCUCACAGACCCAACAAUACCUGUCAAGCACUUUAGACUGUCGAUAGCUGCAGACUCCACAGGCUCCGAAUUCACUGUUUGCGGUCCCAAUGUAGUCCAUGUAUGUCAUGAGAACUCCUAUGUGAACAAAGUGUGUUACAAGAUGUCCGAUCAUCAUCAAAAAAUCUCCUCUUUCACACCUGCUCUCCAAGAAAGCACAAAAGACACAGUGGACCUCGUCUUUCUUUUUGAUGGAUCAGGGAGUAUGACUGGAAACGAGUUUGCAAAAAAUAAAGAUUUCAUAGUGGACAUAAUAAACAGCCUUAAGAACACGUCGAUCAAGUUUGCAGCAGUUCAGUUCUCAUCAGAUUACAGGAAGGUCUUUGACUUCAAUGACUAUGAAGCUGGUACCGCUCUUGAUAAACUUCAGAGAGAACCCCACAUGAAGACUCUCACCAACACACACAAAGCCCUCAAAUUUGUGUUGGAAGACAUCUUGGAAAACCGACAUGCAGGCGCCUCUUCUGGUGCAACCAAAGUUCUGGUACUAAUCACAGAUGGAGAUCCCAGUGACAGCGACAGAUUUGGGAUUAUUAAACGAUAUGAUGCUAAAAACAUCAUUCGCUUUGUCAUUGGGGUCAAAGCUGCCAGGUUGGAUACAUUUGAGGACAUUGCUUCAGAACCAACAGACCAAUAUACCUUCCAAAUCGAGAACUAUGACGGACUCACAGGAAUACUGGAAAACUUUCAAGUAAAGAUCUUUACAAUAGAAGGCUCCAGUGGGGCUCGGGUAGGAGACAUAUCUGGAGAAAUGUCUCAGAGUGGAUUCAGUGCUGUCUUCUAUGACGAUACCCUGGUCCUGGGGUCAGUGGGAUCAAACAACUGGCGGGGCUCCCUCCAAGAGCUCCGUGGACAAACAGAAACACAAAUUGAAGACCCACACAUGCAGAAUGCCUCUUACAUGGGAUACUCUAUUGCUGUCGGACAGAAGAAUAACGCUCCUCUAUACUUCACGGGUGCACCGAGAUUUGAGCACACAGGACAGGUUGUACUUUUCACACACAAUGGCAACAACUGGAUCCCAGCUCAGAGACUAAACGGAGACCAGAUUGGUUCCUACUUUGGUGCAGAGCUGUGCUCAGUAGAUAUCAACUCAGAUAGUACCACUGACUUCCUGCUGGUGGGAGCUCCACUGUUUUACCAGCCUCAGGAGAAGAGAGAAGGCCAGAUCUACGUCUACUCACUGACUGAUGAGAUGCAACUGAAACGUGAACUGAAUGUAACAGUGGCAUCCAUGGGUAGAUUUGGCACCACCAUAUCCAGCCUUGCAGAUCUGAAUGGAGAUGGACUCCGAGAUGUUGCUGUUGGAGCUCCCCUUGAGGAUGAAAACAAGGGGGCUGUGUACAUCUACCUUGGUGACCGACGCACAGGGAUACGCAGCACUUUCAGCCAGAGAAUCAUGGGAGAAAAAAUUAAUCCUGGGCUGAGAUACUUUGGACAGGUCAUUGAUGGGGACAUUGACCUGGGAGAGGACGGACUACCACGUAUUGUAAUUGGAUCAAAGUGCACUGCUGUUGUCUUGAGGUCCAGGCCUGUAUUUAAUGUCACGGCACGUCUGUCUUUUCAACCUGAGGAAAUAAGCACUGAGAAAAUUGACUGCCCAGGCAACACAGAUGAAAGUUUACCCAUGGUUAACUUGACAACCUGCUUUGAAAUGGAUGAAACAACAAACAGUAAACCAGGGACAGUGAACUCAGGACUGAACAUCUCAUACACUAUUGAUGUGGAUCCAAUGAGACAAACGCAUCGUGGUUUCUUCAGUCCAACUGAUAGGAAAGCUAGGAAUCUCACGUCCACCUACGAGCUGAGAGAUAAAGAAACCUGCUUCAGCUACCCCAUCCACAUGCCAAUCUGUGUGGAAGACACGUUAUCGCCCAUCAGCAUCAGCCUAGACUUCUUCCAAGUCGACAGCGAGGACGCGGGUGCCGUCCUGAGCGUGGACGCCAGAAGGCGGGCUGCUGUUGAGAUUCCCUUUAAAAGGCAUUUUUGAGGAGAUGACACCUGUAUUGAUGAACUUCAGCAAGAGAGUAGCAUGCUGGGAAAAACAUGCAAAAGGUCAAAAAUUGAAAACUGAUAAAACCGUAAUUGUUUAAAAUUGAAGCAGAAAUGAUGAGAAUAUUGCUGUUCCUCCACACUGAUGUGGGUAACUGCUGCUUUCCUACAUAUACAGUACAGUUACACUACACCAGCUACUCAAAUUUAAGGUCAGUAUCAAUGCUUGUUAUAUAACCCACUCCACACCAUGCCAACUGCACCCUCUUCUCUCUCCUCUGCUUAUUACAAGACUAUUGCACAUAUUAUUGCUGUCGAGAAAUCAUUGCAAUCAAGGAAAAUCAGCCUGUACCCCAAACAUACACACAGCAGCAUGCAACGUUUGUGGUGCAGUGUUGAUGAAAUGUACAUAUUUCUCAUUGUCCAACGUAAUUUCUGUACUACAAUCAUAGAAAACAUCAAAAGAAAAAAGCCCUUUAAAGCUGUGGCUACUGUCUUUAUUC
Messenger RNA from Toxotes jaculatrix (banded archerfish), 4152 nucleotides. RefSeq names its product integrin alpha-L-like. Gene Ontology annotation, biological process: cell adhesion mediated by integrin; integrin-mediated signaling pathway; cell-matrix adhesion. The coding region runs from base 1347 to 3647 and encodes 766 amino acids. Gene Ontology annotation, cellular component: external side of plasma membrane; integrin complex. The transcript has 19 exons. The record is from RefSeq and is a predicted model, not a curated record. NCBI's taxonomy places the organism in Eukaryota, Metazoa, Chordata, Actinopteri, Toxotidae. Gene Ontology annotation, molecular function: integrin binding.